GGCGAAUAGCAGAGCGGCACCUCACAUAAUUUUAGGUGAACACCUUGAAACUAAACAGGAAUGUCCCAUGUGAUAUAAAAGAGUUUGAGAAGUGUGUAUGUGGGUUACAUAGGACAGAGACUGCAUAAAAGUAAUAUAAUUUCAAGCCUGCUCAAGAACUGCCGAGUUAACCAAAUUGGAAACAACAUGCUCGGAAAAAAAUCGUUCCUUCUGUUGAUGCUCUUGGCCCACCUUGUAUUUGUGACAAAGAGUGAGGACAGCGAAGGAGAGGAGGCUCUGGAAGAUGAUGAUGAUGAUGACGACGACAAUGAUGAAAUUGAAGAGGAAAAUGAUGUUUUGAUUCUAAAGGACUCUAAUUUUGAUACCUUUAUGACAGAUAAAGACACUGUGCUAGUAGAGUUCUAUGCACCAUGGUGUGGUCAUUGUAAACAAUUUGCUCCCAUAUAUGAACAAAUUGCAAAGCAUUUAAAAGAACAUGAUCCUCCAAUCCCUGUAGCCAAGGUUGAUGCAACAGCAAAUACUGCUCUUGGUGGCCGCUUUGAAAUUCAAGGAUAUCCUACAAUUAAGAUUUUUAAAAAGGGACAGCCUGUGGACUAUGAUGGAGAUCGUACAGAACAAGCUCUUGUUUCCAAAGUGACAGAAGUUGCUAAACCUGACUGGAAACCUCCCCCUGAGGUCACUUUGGUCUUGAGUAAGGACAAUUUUGAUGAGGUGGUGAAUGAUGCUGAUAUCAUUUUGGUUGAGUUCUAUGCACCUUGGUGUGGACACUGUAAGCGACUUGCUCCCGAAUAUGAAAAGGCUGCCCAAGAGUUGAACAAACGAAUACCACCCAUCCCACUGGCCAAGGUUGAUGCCACAGCAGAAAGUGAAAUUGCAAACAGAUUUAAUGUCACGGGAUACCCAACCCUCAAGAUAUUUCGGAAGGGUAAAGACUUUGAAUAUAAUGGGCCAAGAGAGAAAGAAGGAAUUGUUUCUUACAUGAUUGAUCAAGCUGGUCCUCCUUCAAAGCAAAUACAGACUGUUAAGCAGUUGCGCGAGUUUAUUAAAGAAGGUGAUGAUAUUGUAAUCAUUGGAGUGUUCCAGGAUGACCAUGACAUUGCAUUAGCAUCCUACCAGGAAGCUUGCAAUAAUCUACGAGAGGAUUACAAUUGCCAUCACACUUUUAACAGCGAUAUUGCAAAAUCCCUGAAGACAUCUCCUGGGCAUCUGGUCCUGGUGAAACCUGAAAAGUUCCAAUCAAAAUAUGAACCAGAAUCUCACAUGCUGAAAUUUACUGAUACAACCACUAGUGCAGAAGUGCGAGAUUUCAUUACUCGGCAUGAUCUUCCCUUAGUUGGCCACAGAAAACCCAGCAAUGAUGCUAAAAGAUACAGUAAACGGCCACUGGUAGUUGUUUAUUAUGGUGUGGAUUUCAGCUUUGACUACCGUGUUGCCACUCAGUUUUGGCGUAACAAAGUGUUGGAGGUGGCCAAAGAAUUUCCAGAAUAUACUUUUGCUAUUGCUGAUGAAGAAGAUUAUGCAGAAGAGUUGAAGGGACUGGGGCUAAGUGAAAGUGGUGAAGAGGUUAAUGUAGCAAUCCUGGGAGAUGGAGGAAAGAAGUAUGUAAUGGAACCAAGUGACUUUGAUUCAGAUGCUCUUACAGAAUUUGUCACUGCAUUCAAAAAAGGAAAAUUGAAGCCAGUUGUGAAGUCACAAGCAAUUCCCAAGAGUAAUAAAGGUCCAGUUAAAGUUGUUGUGGGCAAAACGUUUGAAGAUAUUGUGAUGGACCCCAAAAAGGAUGUGUUGAUCGAGUUCUAUGCACCCUGGUGUGGCCACUGCAAAAAACUGGAACCCGAAUACCUUGAGCUGGGUAGGAAGUACAAGCAGGAGCCAAAUAUAGUAAUUGCCAAGAUGGACGCCACUGCCAAUGAUGUGCCUCGUGAUAUUUAUAAAGUGGAGGGCUUCCCCACAAUAUACUUUGCUCCCAGUAACAAUAAACAGAAACCAAUAAAGUUUGAAAAUGGCAAGAGAGACUUGGAAAGUCUAUCACAAUUUGUAGAAAAGCAUGCAACAAAACUGUCAGAGAAACGCAAAGAUGAACUUUAAAGCUGUGCUGCUUUUGAGAUGUAACCUUGACAGAUAUUAUACAGGAUAGAGUUCAAUCUGCAUUUUGGCCAGAAGGAGUAAUUAAGUGUUUGGGAAUGGGCUUCAUAUGGAUUAUAUCCUUUAUAUAGUGAUGGAUUUUUGUUACUGAGAUGUGUUUUAAAGUACUGUGUAUUUGAUAUUUCAACUUCCCAAAGCUAACCUUAAUGAUGAUUUUUAAUAAAUUUAAAUUAUGACUGUA
Molecule: messenger RNA, 2323 nt
Organism: Polypterus senegalus (gray bichir)
Lineage: Eukaryota; Metazoa; Chordata; Cladistia; Polypteriformes; Polypteridae
Gene: pdia4
Product: protein disulfide isomerase family A, member 4
Exons: 10
Coding region: 187-2085 (632 amino acids)
Biological process (GO): response to endoplasmic reticulum stress; protein folding
Cellular component (GO): endoplasmic reticulum lumen; endoplasmic reticulum; cell surface
Molecular function (GO): protein disulfide isomerase activity
Source: RefSeq, a predicted model, not a curated record